AUGGAGUUGCCAGACUAUCCUAUUUAUUGUCAUUGGGGAGGGGAAAUUUUGCAAAGUAGCGGUGAUGUUACAUAUAAAGGAGGAGAGCGAAAAUUUGGGUUUGUCAAUUGUCAAAUGAGUUAUGAUGAGGUUUUGAGUAAGGUUUAUGAUCUUAUGAGAUGUGACUCGAGAUAUGUGGAGUUGAAGCUACUAAUGAGGUAUCCAAUGAUGUCCGGUUCAUAUGAAGCCAUUCCGUUGGAUGAUGACAAUUCUUUAAAAGCAAUGUUGAUUGCUAUGUCUCAAACACAAUCAACCACAAUGCAAUUGUUCAUCGAGCAACUUCCAAAGCAACCCGAAACUCAAUCCCACUUGGAAUCCUUUCAUGAAAUGGAUUCAUGGGCGAGUCCAUUUCCCUACUUGCCCUUGACAAAUCAAAGUGGGUUAACGGGUUCAUUCACAAGAAUGCUUACGGAUGAACAAUAUGCUAGUGAACACAUUUCAGAGCUCACUUCUCCAACUCAAACACCACAUGUAGAAGCUACAAAUGGUGAUCCAUCUAUGAUACUUUUCGAUUCUCUAGAUCAAAUAUGUGUUGAUUUUUUUGGAGAUGAAGCGGUUGGGGUGGAUAGUGAUAGUUGGAUCCGAUUUUGCUUGAUUCUUGGAGGACUUGGUCCAACAACCACUCUUUUCGAUGGUGAAGUUGCUAUUGGGCAAGAGUUUGAUUCUUUGACGCAAUUGAAAGACAUAGUCAAAGGUUAUUCCAUAGCUAAAAAUCAUUCAUUUAAGGUGUUGGAGAGUGAGCCCACAAAAUACGUAGUUGAGUGUAAAAGAAAGAGUUCAUGCAAAUGCUCAUGGAGGUUACGUGCAAUCAAGGAUCCUUGUCUUGCUUCAUUCAGAAUUGUGAGGUAUAAUGGCCCCCAUGCAAGUAAUUGUUUGGGUGACAUAAACUCAAUCGAUCAUCCUCUUCUCUCCUCUGAUUUUGUAUGCAAUGAGAUAAAAGAUCUUAUUCGUGCCGAUCCUUCUUUGAAAAUCCGUGUUAUUGUGCAAGCGGUGAAAGUCAAGUUUAAGUAUACCAUCACUUACAAGAGAGCUUGGUCAGCGAAACAAAAGGCUAUUGCAAGCAUUUUUGGUGAUUGGGAGCAAUCUUACGAAGAGUUGCCUAGGUACAUGCAAGCAUUGAAAGAAUCUAAUCCAGGAACCGUCGUGGAAUGGUGUACCUUGGCUUCUAAUGAAGAUCCUUCUGUUCACAUUUUUUUGAGAGUGUUUUGGGCAUUCAAGACUUCCAUCGAUGGUUUUAAGCACUGUCGACCCCUAAUCACCAUAGAUGGAACUCAUUUGUAUGGUAAGUACAAGGGCACGUUACUCAUAGCCAUGGGUACAGAUGCGAAUUCUCAAUUGUUCCCUCUUGCUUUUGCUAUUGUUGAAAGUGAAAAUGGUGAGAGUUGGAAAUGGUUCAUGAAAUGCAUUCGGCAUUUAGUUACUCAGAGGGAAGGUUUAUGUGUCAUUUCUGAUAGACAUGCAGGGAUUUUGCAAACAAUGAAUGAGGUCAAUAGUGGGUGGGAGGAGCCGCGUGCCCACCAUCGAUUUUGUACUCGUCACCUUGCCUCUAAUGUCAACACUCAGUUCAAGAAUGCUUAUGUGAAGAACCUUUUCGGAAAAGCCGCAGAUGCUCGUCAAAGAAAGAAGUUUGAUUACUACUUGGGAAGAAUUGGUGAAUUGAAUGUUGAAGCUCAUAAGUACUUGAUGGAUAUUUCUUCUCAUCGGUGGUCGAUCCACCAUGAUGGUGGUUUUAGAUAUGGCGUGAAAACCACAAACAUGUCCGAAGCUUUUAAUGGGGUGAUGAAAGGUGCUCGUUGUUUGCCGAUAACCGCCCUUGUUCGGAUGACGUUUUACCGAGUGAACUCCUACUUUGUUACAAGACGAGGUUGGGGUAAAAGGAGAAUUGAAGAAGGCCACGAUUUCGUUGAGAAGGCCACAACAACAAUUGAAAUGAACAUGGCAAAAUCUGGUGCUCACGAGGUCCAAGCCUUUGAUCAUGAGAUGGGGCUAUUUGAGGUUACAACUAGACGAGGAGGCAGAGCUUCAGGUAAAGGUGGUAACGUACACACUGUUAACCUUGUAGCCAAAACUUGCACUUGUGAGAAAUUAAAAAUCUACAAGUUGCCAUGCUCCCAUGUGCUUGCGGUUUGUCGUUCUCGCAGCUUAUCUUAUGCUGCUUUCGUUGAUCCUUUCUUUACCACUGUCGAGUAUAGGCAAACAUACUUGAAGAGUUUUCAUCCACUUCCUGAUGUUCCCUAUUGGCCUCCUUAUACUGGGGUGAGAAUAGUUGCUGAUGCUAGUAAACGGCGUGGUGUGGGACGCCCAAAGUCGUCUCUAUACCCUAAUGAGAUGGAUUCGAGUGCUCGACGCAGUGUCAAUGUAAAAUCAUGUAGCAUUUGUCGACGUCAAGGGCAUAAUAAGAAAACUUGUGCAGCUAGGGGUGGUGUUGGAUCAUCGGGGUAA
Spinacia oleracea (spinach) is the source of this 2481-nucleotide messenger RNA. RefSeq lists its product as uncharacterized. Bases 1 to 2481 code for a protein of 826 amino acids. Gene Ontology annotation, molecular function: zinc ion binding. The transcript has 2 exons. Lineage: Eukaryota; Viridiplantae; Streptophyta; Magnoliopsida; Caryophyllales; Amaranthaceae. The record is from RefSeq and is a predicted model, not a curated record.